Molecule: messenger RNA, 3055 nt
Organism: Camelina sativa (false flax)
Lineage: Eukaryota; Viridiplantae; Streptophyta; Magnoliopsida; Brassicales; Brassicaceae
Source: RefSeq, a predicted model, not a curated record
UCUCCACUCUUUUAAAGAAAAGAAGACCCACUGUCUCUCUCCCCAAUUCCAUCUCUUCAUCUUCUUCUUUUCUUGCAUUUUGGUGUUCACAUCUCCGAAAAAUAUGAAAUCUACAUAGACAAUAUCCGGAAAGAAAAAACAGAUUAGUGGUACAUUAGAUUCACCAUCUUUCAAAAGAUCGUGAUAAUUCCGACUUUAGAUUUCAACCGAUCAUCUUUUCAAGUACUAAACACAAAAUAAUAGAAAUUGCAUAAUUACACGUUAUGGAAGAAGCAACAACAGCGAGUUCGGUCCCUCUAGUCAAGGUCGUGCAUGAAGAAGUGACAAAGGAAGAUCGUGUUAUGGAGAAACAAGAGGAAGAUACAUCAUUUGAUGGUGGAUUCGUAAAAGUCGAGAAAGACGGGAUCAACGCAAAUUCUGGUGAUGACGAGAAAGCACAGAAACAAGUUUCGACUGAAGGAAACUCAAACGGUUCACACAGAGAACUACAUGAAGCGCAAGAAAAGGCCAAAGAAUUGGAGCAUGAAUUGGAAAAAGUAACAGGGGAACUGAAACGGUAUGAAUCAGAGAACACACUUUUGAAAGACGAGCUUUUAUCCACAAAAGGAAGGUUAGAUGAAACAGAGAAGAAGCAUGAAGAGCAUGAAGUGGUUAGAAAGAAGUUGCAAGAGCAAAUUUCUGAAGGGGAAGCAAGACAUAGCUCACAGUUGAAGUCUUUGGAAGAUGCCUUGCAGUUACAUGAUGUUAAACACAAGGAACUGACUGAAGUUAAGGAAGCUUUUGAUGGGUUAGGUCUUGAGGUUGAGAACUCGAGAAAGAAGAUGAAAGAGUUGGAGGAAAGGCUUAGACUCUCUGCUGUAGAGGCAGAGAAAUUUAAAGAAGUUGAAGAGAAACUGAAGAUUUCAGAUGAAAACUUCUCCAAAACAGAUGCUCUUCUGUCUCAAGCUCUGUCCCAAAACUCUGUUCUUGAGCUGAAACUGAAAUCUCUUGAGGAAGUAUCUAAGAAAGUAUCUGAACUAAAAUCUGCUUUGAUAGUGGCUGAAGAGGAAAGAAAAAAGUCAACUAGUCAGAUAAAUGAAUACCAAGAAAAGGUUACUAAACUGGAAACUUCUCUGAGCCAAUCAGCGGCAAGAACCUCAGAGCUUGAAGAAGAUUUGAGAAUUGCUUUGCAGAAAGGUGCAGAGCAUGAAGAUAUUGGAAAUGUGAGUACUCAACGCAGCGUUGAACUACAAGGUCUGUUCCAAACAUCUCAGUCAAAACUAGAAGAGAAAUUGAAAGACUUGGAGGCAUUACAAGAGAAAAACUCUAGUCUUGAAGCUGCUCUAAGCGUUGCAACGGAGAAAGAGCGUGAACUGUCAGAAAAUCUUAAUGCUGUGACAGAGAAGCUGAAAUCUGCAGAAGAUAAACUUGAGAAGCAAGCAAGAGAGAUAGAUGAAGCUACCACAAGAAGCAUAGAGCUUGAAGCUUUGCAUAAACACUCAGAGAUUAAAAUCCAAAAGGCAAUGGAGGAUUUCAGUAGCAGAGACACAGAGGCUAAGUCUUUGACUGAGAAAUCAAAAGAUCUCGAGGAGAGGAUAAGAUUAUAUGAAGGGAAACUGGCUGAAGCAUCUGGUCUAUCUCUUUCUUUGAAAGAAGAAAUCGAUCAGUCGUCAGCAGAGAAUGAAUUGCUAGCAGAUACAAACAACCAGCUCAAGAUCAAGAUUCAAGAACUUCAGGGAUAUCUGGAAUCCGAGAGGGAUACUGCGAAUGAAAGGCUUAGUCAGAGAGACACAGAAGCUAAAGACUUGAGUACAAAGUUGAAAUUCCAUGAAAACCUAAUCGAGGAGCACAAAAGGCAGAUUCUUGAAGCAUCUGGAGUUGCUGAUACAAGAAAAGUUGAGCUAGAAGAGGCUCUCUUGAAACUCAAGACUCUCGAAUCUACAGUAGAAGAGCUUGAGAAAGUAAAUGGAGAUUUGGCCGAAGUGAAUAUGAAUCUGAACCAGAAACUAGCAAAUCAUGGGUCAGAGACAGGCGGUUUUCAGGCAAAGCUCUCUGCUUUAGAGGCUGAGAAAGAUCAAACAGUCAAAGAGCUUCAGACAGCUAUAGAAGCUCUUACAAAACAGCUUACUUCUGAAGGAGAAAGAUUACGGUCACAGAUAUGUUCCCUUGAAGAAGAGAAGAACCAAUUAAAUGAAACAUAUCAAAGCACAAAGAAUGAGCUCGUAAAGCUUCAAGAAAAACUCCAAGAAGACAAGUCUAAAUCAGAUGCUAUGGUAUCCGAAAUCGGGAAGCUUAGUGCAGUGGCUGCUGAAAAGUUGGUGUUGGAGUCAAACUAUGAACAAGUAGCAAUACAAUUGAAAGAAUUCGAAGCUCAGUUGAAAGAAAAGGUCGAAAAAGUUGCAGAACUGACCUCAAAAUUGCAGGAACAUGAACAUAAGGCGAGUGACCGAGAUGUGCUGGACGAGCAAGCAGUUCAGCUACAUAAAGAGUUUCAAGCUUCUCACACUCUCAUAUCUGAACAGAGAGAAGCGGUUGCUCAGAAGCAUUCAGAGUUGGAAGCUACUUUAAAGAAAUCACAAGAGGAGCUUGAUGCUAAAAAAUCUGUGAUCGUUCAUCUCGAAUCGAUGGUCAAAGACCUUGAACAGAAACUGCAGGUUGCAGAUACUAUAUCUAAGGAAACUGAGUCUACUGGAAAAGAGGAAGUAGAAGUGAAAUCUCGAGACAUUGACUUAUCAGUUUCAACUCCAAAUCAACGUAAGAGCAAGAAGAACUUAGAUGUUUCUCCUUCUCCUUCUUGUUCUUCAGGGCACGUUAUGAUUCAGAAAGCUGAAACAUCCCAUCUCAUGACAUUGAAGAUUGUUCUUGGAGUCGCUAUUGUGUCUGUCAUUAUAGGUAUCAUUGUUGGGAAGAAGUAUUGAAUCCUUCAUGGUGUGAUUGUGUCUAGUAGAACAUGGGAAGCGGUUUGUUUGAUUCUUGAUUGUCUCUGGGUUUAGGGCUUUUCAUUUAUUUAUUACUAACCUUUUAUUUAUUAUUUGCCAAGCAAGGCCCAAAUAAAUGUUGCAAAAAUCUGAUUAAA